AGAAAAUGUAAUAGGAUAUUCAUUUGCCUAAAAUUUGCAAAUACUUCUAAUCGGCAAGUAUUCUCAUCGACAAAAGUUCCAAACCCUAGAAAAAAGAAAAUGCAAUCUUUAGAUGAACAAAAUUCAAAUCCUCAACAUCCACAUUUCACCGCUACUUCGUAACCCUAAUUUUCCGGUUUUCACAUCUUGAAUCCAUUGAAUUGAAACCUUAUAGUUCCUCUUUUAGUGAAGUAAUGGACGAAAAAAUAGCAAGAUGGAUUCUGGAUUUCCUUCUGCGAACUUCAAUUGACGAGAAGAUCAUCAAUGGCGUACUCUCAUGUCUUCCUCUUCCAAAUAACGAUUCCCGCUUAAAGAAGACGAUUCUUCUGCGUAAAAUCGAAUCGGAAACUAUAAAUGGAGUCGUUUCCGAGAAAAUUCUGGAAUUGCUGGAAAUUAUCGAGGAAUUGGAUCAUAGAAUGGGGAAAUUAGCCUCGGAUUUAAUGAAGGAGGCGUACUGUGCGGUUGCGGUUGAUUGUACGGUGCGAUUUUUGGAGGAAAAUGUGGCGGAAAACGGCAAGUAUUUCGAAGCAGUGGAGAGAGUUUGGAGAAAUAGGGUUUGUAGAAUGGAGGGGUUAAUAUCGGAGGAUUCGAACCGUUGGUUGAGAGAUAUCGAAGCGGCAGUUUGGGAUUCUGGUGUUUGUGAGAAGAUUUGGAGGAGAAAUACUAGAAAUGAGGCUUUGAAGGCUGUUAAAGGGUAUGUGAAGGAUGCUUGGAAGUGUAUUGGACCUACAUAUCUUGAAUUGGUGGCCAAUUUGGUUAGGGAUGAGGGAGAGGAGCUUCGUCGUGGCAGCAGCGAUGCCGGUGGUGAGACCGUGGGUUCUGAUAAUCCAUGCUUGGAAUUGGUUGCUAGUGAAGGUAUGCAGAGAAGUCUAACAACACCUAGACGAAAACAUGUUGCAAUUAAGCGCAGACGCCUCAGAGGUGCUAAGAUUUCUGAUGCUGAUGAAGUUGCUGAAGAGUCUAAUGAUAUCUCAAACCACAAGUUAGACGAAGCGCAAGAACCACUUCAAUUGAAUUCCAUGGAGUUGGAUGCUGGUGUCAGUGAGACUCAUCCUGAUGUUUCUCGAGCAGCUCAGAAUCUGUCAUUUUCAAAGGCGAGAGACAGCACGAGUAAUGUGAAUGAGGUCGAAAAUCAGACAGGACCCGAAAUACAUGCUGUGCCUGAAGUGAGCAGAGUGCAAGAAGCACCUCAUUCUAGUAACAUGGAGCCGCAUGCUGUGACUGAUCCUCUCCUAGAAACUUUAUCAACAAAGGCAACUGACACCACAAGUAAUGUGAAAGCAGUAGGAAAUCAGACAGGACUCGGAAUGCAUGCAACACCUGAAGUUAUCAGAGUGCAAGAAGCACUUAAUUCCAGUUCCCGGGAGCUGCAUGCAGCUGUGACAGAUCCUCUUCCCAAAGCUCUUCAAAUAGCUACUUUGGCAUCAAGAGGAGUGACAGUCAACAAAGGAACUGGUAAAGAAAACCAGACAGGAUCAGAUACACGUGCAAUUCCUGAAGCGGGGAAUUCUUCUCAUGAUGUUUUUGCUGCAUUUGAGUAUGUGUCAUCUAAAAUGACAACAAGAAACAAAAGGAAUGGUGCUUUGUUAGACAAUCAGAAACAACUAGGAAUCUGUGCACCUAGAGAGUCCACCGACAACAAAUCUAAAAAUAUAGAGAAGAAAGACGACUGCACAAGAGAUGUCCUAGGCAACGAGACUCACGAUCCACCAGAACAGAACAAACGUAAGCGUAGUUUGAUGGAGCCCAAUGGCACUAGUCAUACAUUGGAGUGGGGUGAAUCUGCUGAUAGUUUGAAUCAAGAUUUAGAUGCUGGGCCUCGGUCGUCUCUUAGUCAAAGGAGGUGUAGGGUGUCCCCUUUAAAACAGUACGAGGAUAAAAAAUUUCCUUGGAGGAGAGAAAGGAAGAAGUGGACCCCAGAGCAAGAGGAUGCAUUGAGGAAUGGAGUACAGAAGUUUGGCAAGAGGUGGAAGUUGAUCCUGGAUACUUAUAGUAGCCUCUUUAGGGACAGAACUGAUGUAGACUUGAAAGAUAAAUGGCGGAACAUGAUGAGAUACCAUUCUUGAUGGCGUUUGACGGUUCGGGGUCGGGAAAUUACAUCUAACCUUACAGGAGAUGCUUGUCUUAUGGCUCUGUCAUUUUAACCUCAUAAAUCUUCCUGCCCUUUUUUUUGGUUGUUAAUAUUAAUCUGUAAUCAUUUUGUUUUGUAAAUGGUUUCUGUAUAUGUAACAGAUCCUUUUGGUUAAGGUUAUGUCCGGCUGAUUGAAAGCCCUGAUGUUGAAUCUGCAAAACAAGUGAUUCUACCAUAAUGAUAAGCUAGGAGUUUAAUCUUCA
Molecule: messenger RNA, 2373 nt
Organism: Beta vulgaris subsp. vulgaris (sugar beet)
Lineage: Eukaryota; Viridiplantae; Streptophyta; Magnoliopsida; Caryophyllales; Amaranthaceae
Exons: 2
Coding region: 234-2105 (623 amino acids)
Source: RefSeq, a predicted model, not a curated record